Molecule: messenger RNA, 1514 nt
Organism: Tinamus guttatus (white-throated tinamou)
Lineage: Eukaryota; Metazoa; Chordata; Aves; Tinamiformes; Tinamidae
Source: RefSeq, a predicted model, not a curated record
AAGCUGGAAAUAUAAAGACUUUUAUGAAACAAGGAUUAUCCAAUGUUUCCACUCUCCUUGUGAAUGAAGAAACCGAUACCUUAUUUGUUGGAGGCAGAGAUGCUGUAUUUGCUCUUGACUUGAAUAAUAUUUCUAGAGAAAUAGCCAGGGAAUACUGGUUUGCUACACAGGAAAGACAACUGGAAUGUAUUCAUAGAGGAAAGGACAAGAUAAGAUGCCAGAACUACAUCCUGUUCCUCCAUAAGAUAAAUGACUCCAGCUUGUAUGUUUGUGGGACCAACGCUUAUCACCCAGCCUGUGAUCAUAUGGUUAUCCACAAGACAAACAUGAGUUUGCAAGGAAAAGCUGAGGACAGCAGAGGAAAAUGUCCCUUUGAACCGACUCUGAAAUAUGCUUCUGCCUUUGCAGAUGGUGCAUUUUAUUCGGCUACUUCAAAUAAUUUUUUGGGAACAGAACCUAUAAUACUCCGCAGUAUGAGGAACCCUGUAAGAACAGAAUUUAAAACGUCUUGGCUAAAUGAACCAAGCUUUGUUGAUAUGGAAAUAGUACAGGAAAGUGAAUCUAAUCCAAAUGGAGAUGAUGAUAAAAUUUAUGUGUUCUUCACGGAAACAGCUGUUGAAUUUGAAUUCUUUGACAAGCUUCUGGUGUCCAGAAUUGCCCGUAUCUGCAAGGGUGAUCUUGGUGGGAAACGCAUAUUGCAGAGAAGAUGGACAUCGUUCUUAAAAUCCCGACUUUCCUGUUCCAUUCCAGAGUUAAAUUUCCAUUUCAAUAUUGUCCAGGACAUCUUUUUACUUCGGAGAACAGACUGGCAAGAGAGCAUUUUUUAUGGAAUUUUUUUCCAACAAUGGGGAAGAUUGGACAUAUCAGCUGUUUGCGCAUACAACAUGAACAAUAUUCAAGAAGUCUUCUCCAAAGGAAGCUACAAGGGACCAGUAACUGUGGAACCUUCCCAUGUUAAAUGGGUGGUAUACAGGGGAGAAGUGCCAGUCCCCCGUCCUGGUGCUUGCAUUGACAAUUUUGCCCGGAGUAUUGGAUAUAACACUUCUUCUGACUUGCCUGACAAAGUUUUGCAGUUUGUUCGAGAUCAUCCUCUAAUGGAUAAUUCUGUAAAUCCAAUUGGUAACAGGCCAGUGCUACUGAAAAGAGGUUCAAACUAUACCAGGAUUGUAGUAGACAGAGUCACUGGCCUUGAUAAACAAACAUAUGAUGUUAUGUUUCUAGCAACAGCUGAUGGAUAUUUGCAUAAAGCUUUCAACUGGGAUGGGGAAAUGUUCAUUGUGGAGGAGCUACAGCUGUUUCCAUCUCCGGAGCCUGUGCAGUCUCUCCAGCUGUCUUCUAAAAAGGGCAUGCUGUAUGCGGGCGCUCGGUCCCGCGUGGUGCAGCUUCCCGUUGCCGCGUGCCACCGGUACAGGCAGUGCCAGGACUGCGUCCUGGCCCGGGAUCCCUACUGCGCGUGGGCCCGGGCUGCCCGGGAAUGUGUUCUCCUGGCAAACCGAUCCAGGGAUUCGGAGUAA